AUGCCACGGACGCACUCAGGGAACGAGCGAGUCAAGUACAUCUCGCCAGACGAGGUGGCGGAACUCAUACUCGCCGAGCCGAAGAGAGACGACUUCCUCAUCAUCGACGUCCGCUCGACCGACUUUCCUGGCGGGAACUUGCCCGGCGCAGUGAACAUCACGACUCGCGAGUUCCGCGACGAGCAGUCCCUCACCCGCCUAAUCCGCACACACAUCCUCCCGCGCCCCUCCCUCCACCUCCUAAUCCUCCACUGCAUGCGCUCGCAAACCCGUGGUCCCUACGCCGCCCAACUCCUCUCCCGCUCCCCUUCCCUCCCUGCUCAUAUCGACGUCCGAGUAAUGGAAGGUGGGUUUGCGGGGUGGUGGGCUCGGUUCAAGGGUGAUGAGAGGCGGGAGAGGUUGUUUGAGGGGUUGGUGCAGCGCGAAGAGGGGAAGGGGGGGUGGGAGGAGGUGGUGCAGGCGAAGGAGGGAGAGAGCGGGGAGGCGGAGGAUUCGAGGAAGUUGAGGGGCGAGUUGGGGCGGUGA
Messenger RNA from Rhodotorula toruloides NP11, 525 nucleotides. RefSeq names its product dual specificity phosphatase ibp1. Gene Ontology annotation, cellular component: cytoplasm; nucleus. The transcript has 3 exons. The record is from RefSeq and is a predicted model, not a curated record. Gene Ontology annotation, molecular function: protein tyrosine phosphatase activity. Bases 1 to 525 code for a protein of 174 amino acids. Lineage: Eukaryota; Fungi; Basidiomycota; Microbotryomycetes; Sporidiobolales; Sporidiobolaceae.